AUGGCUUCAACCGCUGUGCCCCUGCCUGUAAAGGCCUCUCUCCGGCGCAAUGUGACCGACUCAACCGAGUCCUCUGCUGCCGUGUCCCCCAUGGACUCCCCCAGACCGUCGGCUUCGUCCACGUCUCUGUCGUCUCUGUCCUCAGUUGACGUUGCCGGUGUCAAGGCCGCCGACUACGGCCGCCUGGUCGACACCUACGGCAACGAGUUCAAGGUGCCCGACUUCACCAUCAAGGACAUCCGCGACGCCAUCCCCAAGCACUGCUUCAAGCGCUCCGCCCUCAAGGGAUACUCGUACAUCAUCCGCGACAUCAUCUGCCUGGCCACCACCUUCUAUGUCUUCCACAACUACGUGACCCCUGAGAACAUCCUCUCAACCCCCGUCCGCGGUGCUCUCUGGGCCGUCUACACCAUCCUGCAGGGCCUCUUCGGCACCGGCCUCUGGGUCAUUGCCCACGAGUGCGGCCACGGCGCCUUUUCCGACUCCAGCCUCAUCAACAACGUCACCGGCUGGUUCCUCCACUCCGCCCUGCUGGUCCCCUACUUCAGCUGGAAAAUCUCCCACCACAAGCACCACGCCUCCACCGGCAACAUGGAGCGCGACAUGGUCUUCCUCCCCCGGACUCGCGAGCAGCACGCCACUCGCAUCGGCAAGAUGGUCCACGAGCUGUCUGAGCUGACCGAGGAGACGCCCGCCUACACUCUCUUCAUGCUGGUCAUGCAGCAGCUGGUCGGCUGGCCCAACUACCUGCUCACCAACAUCACCGGCCACAACUUCCACGAGCGCCAGCGUGAGGGCCGUGGCAAGGGCAAGCACAACGGCCUGGGCGGCGGUGUCAACCACUUUGACCCGUCCAGCCCUCUGUACGAGGCCAAGGACGCCAAGUACAUCCUCAUCAGCGACAUUGGCUUGAUCCUCGCCUUCAGCGCCCUCUACUACCUCGGCAGCACCUUUGGCUGGUACAACAUGGCCAUCUGGUACGGCGUCCCGUACCUCUGGGUCAACCACUGGCUCGUUGCCAUCACCUUCCUGCAGCACACCGACCCCACGCUCCCUCACUACACUGCCGAGGAGUGGAACUUUGUCCGUGGCGCUGCCGCCACCAUCGAUCGUGAGAUGGGUUUCAUCGGCCGUCACCUGCUGCACGGCAUCAUCGAGACCCACGUCCUGCACCACUACGUGGCCACGAUCCCCUUCUACAACGCCGACGAGGCCUCCGAUGCCAUCCGCCCCGUCAUGGGCGAGCACUACCGCUCCGACGUCAAGGACGGUGCCAUUGGCUUCAUCCGUGCCCUGUGGACCAGCGCUCGCAUGUGCCACUGGGUCGAGCCCAGCGCCGAGGCCAAGGGCCCUGGAAAGGGCGUCUUGUUCUUCCGCAACCGCAACGGUCUGGGAACCAAGCCCGCGGUCCUGCCCAAGCCCGAGUAA
Molecule: messenger RNA, 1428 nt
Organism: Trichoderma breve
Lineage: Eukaryota; Fungi; Ascomycota; Sordariomycetes; Hypocreales; Hypocreaceae
Product: fatty acid desaturase domain-containing protein
Exons: 2
Coding region: 1-1428 (475 amino acids)
Biological process (GO): lipid metabolic process
Molecular function (GO): oxidoreductase activity, acting on paired donors, with oxidation of a pair of donors resulting in the reduction of molecular oxygen to two molecules of water
Source: RefSeq, a predicted model, not a curated record